Messenger RNA from Hansenula anomala, 468 nucleotides. RefSeq names its product SAGA histone acetyltransferase complex subunit SGF11 (gene SGF11). Lineage: Eukaryota; Fungi; Ascomycota; Saccharomycetes; Phaffomycetales; Wickerhamomycetaceae. The record is from RefSeq and is a predicted model, not a curated record. The coding region runs from base 1 to 468 and encodes 155 amino acids. The transcript has a single exon.
AUGUCAGAAAAUUCAAAUAAUGAGCCCCCAUUGACACUAUCGUCAAUGUCGCUGUCCAUCUAUAGAGACAUUAUGGAAACAAUCACUCGAGAAAUCUUUGUUGAAACGAUAAUGAGAGAACAAAUCACAAGAUUACGAUAUGGGAAACUUGAAGCAGGAAACACUCCACAACCAAUAGAAACGCCCAUAAUGAACCACAGCACAAUCAAUGGCAAUGGAUCACUGUUACUGAGUGCUAGUAAUAGUGUUAAUAAUACAAAUAAUAAUAGUCGGAACCCUUCGCCCAAUCCUGAGCUGUUGACCAGGAUUGAGUAUUAUAAUGUUAUGGGGAGAGAUAUAUUUGGGAACGAGAAACAAAGUGAUAGUAGUCGGUAUUUCACAUGCGAUAAUUGCUCUAGAAAGAUAGCUGGGAAUAGGUUUGCUGCUCACAUUGAUAGAUGUUUAGGAGGACGUUCGAGAGUGAAAUGA